CCUGACGGACAGUUUACACAGUACUACUACACGCUGCGGUGACCAUAGUUACUGCUGUCGCUGCGCGAUGCUGCUGAGCCGGGUCAUCACGCCCACAACGCGCAGUCUGACCAUCCGCGCAGACGCCAACGACUGGCAGGGGGAGCCGUUCAACUGGCACAUCCUAAGUUAUGUGCAGACGUUCUUGGAAGUUAUGCGCAUCCAGCUGCCCUUCCUCGUGCUGAAAUCCUUCGGCCUGACGUACACGGACCCGGGAUUUUGGCGGUGCUUCCGGCGACAGUGUGACCAACUGAUCGUCGACGGGCUGGAGAUGCGCGGGACGCUGUUUAAUCGAAUGCGGAUGGCGCUCAACUGCUGGUCGUUGCCAGACGACGAAAAGCGCUUCAUCAACGCCUACAGACCCGAUUUCCAGUCCGAUUUCCAUUCCGGCUGGCAUUCGGUAGCGCAUGCCCAGCCGUCCGUUGUGGAUGCGACGCUGAUCUGUGUACCCCGGCUGAUCUGUAAGUGGCGGGAUCCGGACGACUGGGAGGCGGUCAGCCGGCGCUUCCUGUUGGCCGUGCAGCGGGCCUUUCCGCCGGCCAGCGCCGCCGUGCUGGCCAAAGUGGCGGCGGUGCACGCUCGCUGGUGCCGCAGCCUCGCCUACCCCGACGAUUGGUGCAUUUUCCGGCAGUUCGUCAAAGAGUACAGCGGAUUACAGCCGAAUGGCAGUCGGCAUGCGUACGCGUGCGAUGAUGUCGACUUGCGAACGGUCGACAUCCGCCAACUCAGCAACAUGGCCUUGUGGGGCAUCGCCGAGAUUUACAUCGAAUAAUAUCCAAAUUAAUUACAUAUCUGCGCAGGACGACGCCGACGACGCCUUAUCCUAAGAAAACGGCAAUCACAUGGCCGUAUUAAUAAUUUACGGAUGACUGGAGGCUGGAGCAGUACAGGGCAGGUGGUGCUGUGCUGUACGCUGCUGAAUUUGUUGUAUGUUUUUGUGCUUUCAAACUCGUGUUGCUUUUAGUUAUUUCCAUUUUACCAGUCAAAACUCUCCAACACCAACAGAUUUUAAUCAGAUUUUACGGUAACCAUGUAGGAUAUACAUGCACUUCUCAUGACUAUUAACCAGCGCCGCUCCCAAAAAAAAAAUUUUUUACGAGUAAGAUACAAAUUCAGCAGACGCCCCCAUGAGGCCAUGACCAUCGCCGCGUGUCAAUACUCAAAACAGAGAAAACAAAUAAACAAACAAAAUGGAAAGCAGAUUCGAACUGCAUUAAGCGCCAGCAAACAAUUACAGCAGCAAAGCCAUUUACAAGAAUCCAUCCUCCCCGGACAC
Messenger RNA from Paramacrobiotus metropolitanus, 1315 nucleotides. RefSeq lists its product as uncharacterized. The transcript has 2 exons. Lineage: Eukaryota; Metazoa; Tardigrada; Eutardigrada; Parachela; Macrobiotidae. Bases 68 to 811 code for a protein of 247 amino acids. The record is from RefSeq and is a predicted model, not a curated record.